CUGUACGCAUGCGCAGCACUUUAAAUCCCCCCUUACUCCCUCCUUCCCUGCAAAUCGGGACAAGUAUCGGCGAUACGGAGAAGCCGGGUCGGCACUAGUAAUAUCGGGGCUAGACAGGUGGCAAGCAGAAGAAUGACGCAGGUAACGGUUUUCAAGGUGGAAGUUUGUUAGAGACCGGGAAAGCAUGGGGACACAUGGAAUAUGUGACAUAUGGUUAUCAGGAUGCCCCUUCCCAAGAAACCAAUGACAGUUCUAGCUCACCAUGGAGAAGGCUUUACAUUCAUCAGACGUAUUGCCUUCUAAAUCGUCUCAGGUCGCAGGCAGGAAGGAGACCGAAACAGCCAAAGAAUUGGACUCUAGUAAAGUACAGAAGCAGAAACGGGUUGGAUUUGUGUUGGUGCAUGCAGGUGCUGGCUAUCAUUCUGAAUCGAAAGCUAAGGAGUAUAAACAUGUCUGCAAGCGAGCUUGUAAAAAGGCGAUCGAGAAACUUCAAGCUGGUGAUCUUGCGACUGAUGCAGUAACGGCAGCUCUGCUUGAGUUGGAGGAUUCUCCUUUCACCAAUGCAGGAAUGGGCUCAAACUUGAAUCUUCUGGGCGAAAUUGAAUGUGACGCCAGCAUAAUGGAUGGCAAAUCUUUAAGUUUUGGAGCAGUGGGAUCACUGAGUGGAAUUAAAAAUCCAGUGUUGGCUGCUAAUAAGUUACUGUGCGAAGGACAGAAGGGGAAACUCUCAGCUGGCAGGAUCCCUCCUUGCUUUUUAGUUGGUGAUGGAGCUUUCAAAUGGGCUGUGGACCAUGGGAUCCCAACCUGUCCUCAAGACAUCAUGGCUACAAAAUUAAGCCUUGCUGCUUUUAAGCGCAACAAAAGAAAAUUGGAACUGGCCGAAAAAGUGGAAACAGAUUUUAUUCAGUUAAAAAAAAGAAGACAAUCAAGUGAAAAGGAGAAUGACUCAGGAACUUUGGACACUGUUGGUGCAAUUGUUGUUGACCAAGACGGGAAUGUUGCUGCUGCGGUCUCCAGUGGAGGAUUAGCCAUGAAGCAUCCUGGGAGAGUUGGCCAGGCCGCUCUUUACGGAUGUGGCUGCUGGGCUGAAAACACUGGAGUCCAAAACCCAUAUUCUACAGCUGUGAGUACUUCAGGCUGCGGAGAGCAUCUCGUUCGCACAAUAUUGGCCAGAGAGUGCUCGCUUGCGUUGCAGGCUGAGGAUGCCCAUCAAGCUUUGUUGGAGUCUAUGCAAAACAAGUUUAUUGGCUCACCCUUCCUUGCUAAUGAAGAUAGCAUUCUUGGUGGAGUAAUUGUGCUUCGAUCAUGCAGGUGUUCAUCAAAACUGGACUCCACCAAUGAUAAGCAAGCCCUUCUAGUGGAAUUUUUGUGGAGUCAUACAACAGAGAGCAUGUGUGUUGGUUAUAUGUCUGCUCAGGACGGCAAAGCUAAGGCUCACAUUUCAAGACUUCCUCCAGGUGCUGUGGCGGGGCAAUCAGUGGCAAUUGAAGGUGGCGUGUGCAGAUUGGAGAGUCCGCUCUGCUAAAUGAAAGUCUUCUCUGACUUUUCCGAUCAAUCUCCCAUCAUAACAGUCCACCAGUACAAGGGAGUUUUUAGUUUUUAGGAAAUGUUGGAUAUUUUAUUAUCCUUAACGUAUAUAUCCAGUUUUCACUCUAAAUAUGCAUUGUAUAAUCCUAGCAGCAUGGCAGCUGUGUGACCUGAACCCCCGUAUCUUGCCACCGUGGUGGCUAGUCGCUAAUACGCUUACCUACUCUACAUUGCACAAACCUAUCCGUAAUCAGUGGAUUUUUGUGUGAACGGAACGUCACCCUUCUCUGAAUCCUUUUGCUUUUCCAAAGUAGGGUCCACUUUAAAAUUUAGUUUAUGAAUGGCUACUCAUGUUCUAUCUUAAAAUUAUAGAAUGUAUCUUAUUUAUAUUUGAUCCUUUUGUGAAUCUUAGGCUGUGAUGUAAUUGUUCAUUAAAAGGUGGUGCAAGAUAUAUAAGAAAGUUAUAAUACAAAACCGUAUUGUUUUGUUUUUUUGUUUGUUUUUUGCAUGUCCUGAAAACUCACAAUUCCAUGUUAUAUGGUAAUUGAUUAAUAUUUUUUUUCUUUUAAUACAUUCACUCAUCACUAUAGAUGAGCAACUGUGUUUGUUUUUGUAUGUUUUCUGUUUGUUUUUAGGGUGCUUUAUGGAUUAAGCUUUGUGGGUUUUAACAGAGGAAAGGAAAGAAAAGUUAAGCUAAAUAACGCAUAUAUCUUAAUAGUUCUAUCACUUGGGCUUCCAAGCAAACACCUUAUCUUGCAUUCAAGAAAACGUAAAGGGGCACUCUAGGUACCAUAAUCACAAAGUUAUUGAAGUUAUAUAUUGCGCUAGGACCCUGCGCCUGUAGGUUUUUAUCUGACAUACUUAUUAAACUCACAACAUAGGGCUUGUAAGUGGAUCUUAGAGCCCUGCCUACCAGCUGUGUUAAUCAGAGAGCCACGCAUUACACUUCCUGGUGUGCGUACCAAUGAGCUGGUAAGCAGCACUGCUGUGGAAGAGACUUGCGCGCACUGUACUCUCUGGGAGGGAUUACUUACAAGUCUGUGUGUCUGAUUAAUGGUGCACCAAUCAUAAAAGGGACUGCAGCAGCCUCUGUAUGUGUGCAAGCACAGUUUGCGCAAGUCCCCUGAACCUCAGCAUGCUGAUAGGUGUAGAGCGAUGAGCUUUAAAGCCCUAUUCUGUCAAACGACAACUUUCAGGUACAGGGUGGUUAUGGUGCCUAGAGUGUCCCUUUAAAGCAUGCUAUACUGUAUCAUUCUAAUCAAUGACUCCAGUUUUCUUGUUUACCGUUUUUCAGAAAACAAACAGAUUAAUAUAGUAGUAAGACUGUAAAACAUAUAUCAAAGUUUAUGUACUGUAAACCGAUCUAAUCAAUCAUUCUGUCUUUUGUUUGAAUAUAUUUUUUAAGAUUGCAAAUAAAGAAAACUUACUAUA
Molecule: messenger RNA, 2958 nt
Organism: Pelobates fuscus (common spadefoot toad)
Lineage: Eukaryota; Metazoa; Chordata; Amphibia; Anura; Pelobatidae
Gene: TASP1
Product: taspase 1
Exons: 15
Coding region: 263-1525 (420 amino acids)
Biological process (GO): protein maturation
Cellular component (GO): cytoplasm
Molecular function (GO): beta-aspartyl-peptidase activity; asparaginase activity; threonine-type endopeptidase activity
Source: RefSeq, a predicted model, not a curated record